GUUGCUGGAAGCGGGGGGACCGGGGCCGUAGAGGGGGGAUGGAAGCUUCACCUGACGGACCGAGCGGAGUUUCAGUACUCUCAAAGAGAGCUGGACACUACGGAGGUCUUUCUUGCUCGAUCCAGCCGAGGGAACCGAGUCGGCUGCAUGUACAUUCGCUGCGCUCCUAGUUCCAGGUUUACGGUGCUUUUCUCCCACGGCAAUGCAGUUGACCUCGGCCAGAUGAGCAGUUUCUACAUUGGCCUCGGCACUCGCAUCAACUGCAACAUCUUCUCUUAUGAUUACUCGGGCUAUGGCGUCAGCACCGGCAAGCCCUCCGAGAAGAAUCUGUAUGCAGACAUAGAUGCUGCCUGGCAUGCCCUGCGUACACGGUAUGGCAUAAGCCCGGAGAACAUCAUCCUGUACGGGCAGAGCAUCGGUACAGUUCCCACUGUAGACCUGGCGUCACGGUACGAGUGUGCCGCCGUGGUUCUUCACUCGCCUCUAACAUCUGGUAUGAGAGUGGCGUUUCCUGACACAAAGAAAACCUACUGCUUUGACGCUUUCCCCAACAUUGAGAAAGUAUCCAAAAUCACUUCCCCAGUGCUCAUCAUCCACGGCACGGAGGACGAGGUGAUCGACUUUUCCCACGGCCUGGCCUUGUUCGAGCGCUGCCCGAAGGCUGUGGAGCCUCUCUGGGUUGAGGGAGCGGGACACAACGACAUUGAACUCUACAGCCAGUAUCUGGAGCGCCUGCGCCGCUUCAUAGGACAGGAGCUGGCGGUACAGCACGGCUGACCAUCAACACUACGCUCGUCAUAAUGACCAUAUUUCCCGGUCCGUUCAAAGCACCUCACCUGUUUUUGUCUGAGAUGGAAACCAUCUGACCCGUCUUAACCGUCCUGUGUGACGUGUGCACAUACUUCAGGACGCAGUUCACCUUUAAUGGACCGUGGAUCAUUUAGACGCAGGGGAAAAGAGGCGUCCCUUCAUAAUCACAGUGGAGACUGUUGGGGUUUGUGUUUGUUUGUGUGUCUUUUAGCAGAAACUUUAAUAGUGCAGAUGCCUGUACUGUGCAAUAACAUGAAAAAGAGGGAAAGGUUUUCACUGAUAGAUGUAAAAGUAGAACAACAAAGUGAUCACAUGACCUGGAAAGCUCCUGUCACCACCUCAGCGUACACUUCGAGUGGAACUUCAUUUUUGCUAGCAGCUUUUUAUUAGAGGACUUUUGUUGAAGCAGGUAUUAUGUUACAUUGAAUUAUUGCACCUGUACAGUUAAAUGGAAGCCAAUUUAAACACAAUAUAUCAUGUUUUAAAGGUAUUCGUUUACCUGCAUUUUGUUGGCACAGACUGCAUCAUCUUUAAAAUCGUUUCUAACUUUCAUCACGAAGGUUUGAAACCGCUCACAGCUUUUAAUCUUGGGAAAAAUUAUGCUGACAUAAACAUGAGUUUAUAUUUUGCGUCUUGUUUUUACGUAUUGAACAUUUCGCUCAGGUAACUUUUUCGAGUGUUCGCGAUUGUUUAGCGCGCGGACAGCUGAAGCGCCUCAGAAGAUUUCAUCCAGCCUAAAAUAUUUCCUUCCAACGAAGCGUUCAGCCGAACUUCGAUCCUACAUCUGAGCUGCAGUCCACACCUCCAGUUUGCUGAGCCGUCGAUGCCCCCUCGCGCUUCUCUCUAACACAUCUGUGUCCCACUGCUGCUGUGGGAUUGGCUGUAUGAAAGAAAGACGUUGAAGAGGCUCAGAUGGAAAAUUCCGCCAGUUCUUUCAUUUAAUGGAAUGCGUUCGAGUCCAUUAGCCCCGUCCGUUUCUUUUAGCCUUGUUUAUGUCUCGCACUGCUGGGUCACAGCUGUCGGCCUGUUCUUGCUCCUCACGGUGCGCAGAGACAAGGAGAGCAACACUAAAGUUCAACACAUUACUCACCUGCACCCCGUCAUCAGGGAUUUGUUUUUGUUGUUUUUUUUCAGUGAAGGCAGGGAGAGUAACCACAUUCAGGUCCAUAUUCUGAUAGUUCCCCAGUUUCGCAGGAACAUCUGUGUGAUCAGAGCACAUGUUCUUCUUAGAACAUAUCAGCAGAUUUGUCAGAGUUAAGCAGGAACGCUAACACCAGGCACUAAACAGAUUAGUGUUUCAUCUAAAUAAUUUAGACUUUAUAACAGCUGCUUGUAUUAUUAUCCUGUCUAUGUGCACAAACCUGCAGAAUGAUUAAAGGGGACCUGUUAUGCUUAUAUCCAUUAUUAAACAGCACCAAGUUUCAGACGAUCUGGCGAGUCGAGGUCAGACUGUCUCUGGUUCUGUGUGAUCGCACUGAGAGCCAUUGUUUAUUAUGCUUUUCUCAGAAAACAGAUCAGGUCUUGAGCUCCUGCUGUUCACGAGACCCAUUGUAGGACAAAUAAGGAUUAUUUUAGGCUGGGAAUCAUGCAAAGCUACUCUAGUAGAGCCCAAGUAUAGAAAUAUGGAGCUGGAAAGGAGCAUAAUAGGUCCUCUUUAAGUAUAAUUUUUGUUUUGUGAGGUGCGUUUUCUGUCUUCUAAGAAUAUUUUUAGGAAACAUUGGCACAUUAUUUGAUUGAUCUCAAUUCUUCAGCUUGUUAUUGGAGAAAUCUGACUAACCCGUAACAGGAGACGGACCUGCCUCGUACCUGAACUGGUACAAAUAGAUGUUGGAGCCUGUUGGAAUUGCUGUAGGUGGCUCUGAGGGUAAAUGCAUAUCUGUUGUGGGGGUUUUCCAUGUGUUUUUUUUUUGUUUUUUUUGUUUUUUUCCUUUUUCUUUGUGGUGAUCCAGCAAUCCACCAAAGUUUUAAAACUGUAACCAAAAUUGUAAUAUUUAUAACAAAUUGUAAAGGAAUCGGGUGUUUUUGCUUACGUGCGUUGUUGUAUUUGAAGCUUAGGCACGAUUGGAUUAGACGAACACUCAGAUUCUCAACAUUUUUGAGGAGAAUUUUUAGGCUCGGUGGACAAACCAAAGCUUUUGUUGUUAGUGCUUUACCCAGUUUACCUGCUGCUUAUGUUUUAUAUCUUAUGUAAAGAACGUCAAACUGAGCGUAUCUUCUUAUUCUCUUCACAUUUGGAUACAGAUUCAUUGUAAAAUUCUCUGUUUGCUAAAUAAUCGUGUUUUAUCAAAUCACGUUUGCUUUGAAAUAUGCAAGAACCGAAUAUGAACUUGAUAAAUUAACCAAGUUGGGAUUUUUUGUUUUUCUCUAAGCUGUUUAUGAUUUCUCGUUUGUGCAGGGAGGACACCACGUGUAUUUGAAUAUGUUUGUGUGAUGAAAGAAGAUGAAAGGCCGGCUUCAUGCCGACACAUGAAAAGCUUUUUUCAGACGUGUGGGUUUCUGCUGAGGAUUGUUUCAUUUCUGGGUUUUAUUUUCAUCAUCAAACAUUCUUAUCAAUUGUUUAUUAUACUGACAGUUUUUUAGUUUUUAAAGAUUUUCUUUCUUUCUUUUUCAUGAAUUAAAGAGAAUAAGUUAAUAAAUCAUAACCAGAAGUUGAUAUUAAA
Messenger RNA from Pundamilia nyererei, 3470 nucleotides. RefSeq names its product abhydrolase domain containing 17A, depalmitoylase b (gene abhd17ab). The transcript has 4 exons. The record is from RefSeq and is a predicted model, not a curated record. The annotation marks the transcript as partial. Gene Ontology annotation, molecular function: palmitoyl-(protein) hydrolase activity. Gene Ontology annotation, cellular component: plasma membrane; endosome membrane. Gene Ontology annotation, biological process: protein depalmitoylation; regulation of postsynapse organization. NCBI's taxonomy places the organism in Eukaryota, Metazoa, Chordata, Actinopteri, Cichliformes, Cichlidae.